AUGGCGCCUCUGGCCGCCCCCAAUUCAGACACGCCCUCUCAGACAGAUACUCCUAUGACCGAUGCUAACGAGGAACCUAUUACGUCGGUGCCUGUUGACGCGCCAAUGAUGGGCUACCAGGAAACACCAGACUACACGGACUCUGACACCAAUCCGAACACCACGGCAAGCAGCGUCGCAGGCGACAUGGCCCCGCUUGAUGGCCGACGGCGAAGAUCCGAAGCUUUCCACAUGAGGAAGAGCAUUCUGGGCAAAAAACACGGUCGCCUGGAUGAGUCCAAGGAGGAUGAUUCAAUUCGCCGAUUCCGCUAUCUUCUCGGACUAACCGACCUAUUCCGUCAUUUCAUCGAAACGAACCCUAACCCACGAAUCAAGGAGAUCAUGUCGGAAAUUGAUCGACAGAAUGCUGAAGACGAGGCAAAAGCCAAAAAAGGCUCGUCACGGUCAGGCGGUGCUGGUGGUGACCGACGUCGCAGGACAGAACAGGAAGAAGACGCGGAGCUAUUGAAGGAUGAGAAGAGUGGUGGCCAAACUGGCACGAUCUUCCGGGAAUCUCCUCCAUUCGUCCACGGCCAAAUGCGUGAUUAUCAAAUCGCGGGCUUGAACUGGCUUGUAUCUCUACACGAGAACGGUAUAUCGGGUAUCCUAGCAGAUGAGAUGGGUCUAGGUAAAACUUUGCAAACGAUAUCUUUUCUUGGGUACCUUCGGCAUGUGUGCGGCAUCACUGGGCCUCAUCUUAUCACAGUUCCCAAAUCCACUCUCGAUAAUUGGAGGCGAGAAUUCCAAAGGUGGACACCAGACGUCAAUGUCCUUGUCCUCCAGGGGGACAAAGAAACGCGCCAUAAACUGAUCAACGAACAACUACUCGACGAGAACUUCGACGUUUGCAUCACGAGUUACGAAAUGGUCCUUCGGGAGAAGUCUCACCUCAAAAAGUUCGCCUGGGAGUACAUCAUUAUUGACGAAGCUCAUCGGAUCAAGAAUGAAGAGUCCUCCCUCGCACAAAUUAUCCGUGUUUUCAAUUCUCGAAAUCGGCUGCUUAUCACCGGCACCCCGCUUCAGAAUAACCUCCACGAACUUUGGGCUCUUCUAAAUUUCCUUUUGCCGGAUGUUUUUGGUGAUUCGGAAGCCUUCGACCAAUGGUUCUCUGGCCAGGACGCCGAUCAAGAUACUGUUGUGCAACAGCUCCAUCGGGUGUUGCGGCCGUUCCUGCUUCGUCGCGUUAAGAGCGAUGUUGAGAGAAGCUUGCUUCCCAAAAAGGAAAUGAACUUGUAUGUGCCUAUGUCAGAAAUGCAAGUGAAAUGGUAUCAAAAGAUUCUUGAAAAGGACAUUGAUGCUGUGAACGGCGCCGCUGGGAAGCGGGAAUCCAAAACCCGUCUAUUGAACAUUGUCAUGCAGCUGCGCAAGUGCUGCAACCAUCCAUACCUUUUCGAGGGAGCUGAGCCUGGUCCUCCUUACACCACCGACGAACACCUUGUCUUCAAUGCUGGCAAGAUGUCCAUCCUGGACAAGCUUUUGGCACGUAUGCAGAAUCAAGGUAGCCGAGUGCUCAUUUUCUCCCAGAUGAGUCGUGUUCUUGAUAUUUUGGAAGACUACUGCGUAUUUCGCGAGUACAACUACUGUCGUAUAGACGGUACCACAGCCCAUGAGGACCGGAUUGCUGCUAUUGAUGAAUACAACAAACCGGGAUCUGAUAAAUUUAUCUUCCUUCUCACGACGAGAGCGGGUGGCCUCGGUAUCAACUUGACAACUGCAGAUAUCGUUGUUCUCUACGACAGCGACUGGAACCCCCAGGCCGAUCUCCAGGCUAUGGACCGCGCUCACCGUAUCGGUCAGACAAAACAGGUGGUCGUAUUCCGUUUCGUCACCGAAAAUGCCAUCGAGGAGAAGGUCCUGGAGCGAGCGGCGCAAAAGUUGCGGUUGGACCAGCUAGUUAUUCAACAAGGUCGUGCCCAGCAGCAAACCAAGAAUGCAGCCUCGAAGGAGGAACUCCUCGGCAUGAUCCAGCAUGGAGCUGCCAACGUGUUCAGCAACAAUGCCGCAACACCCCCCCUGUCUGCUGAUAAACAGAUAUCGGACGACAGCUUCGACGAGAUUAUGCGCAAGGGUGAGGAGCGAACUGUCGAACUGAAUAAAAAGUACGAAAAGUUGGGCAUCGAUGACCUGCAGAAGUUCAGCUCCGAAAGUGCAUAUGAAUGGAAUGGCAAAGACUUCACAGACCGUAAGAAGGACAUCGGAAUCAACUGGAUCAAUCCCGCAAAGCGGGAGCGAAAGGAACAGUUUUACUCUAUCGACAAAUAUUACCGACAAGCCCUGGCUACUGGCGGAAGGACAGCUGAUCCCAAACCGAAGGUUCCACGAGCGCCCAAGCAAGUCGCUGUCCACGAUUGGCAGUUCUUCCCACCGGGGCUCCAGGAGCUCCAGGAAAAGGAGACGGCUUACUUCCACAAAGAAAUUGGGUAUAAGGUUCCUCUUGGUGACGGCCCGGAGGAAGAGCUUAGUGAUCGCGAGGCUGAGCGUGAUCUAGAGCAACAAGUAAUUGACAACGCGGUUCCCUUGACCGAGGAGGAGCAAGCCCAAAAGGCCAAGAUGUCCGAAGAUGGAUUCUCCACCUGGAAUCGUCGGGAUUUCCAACAGUUUGUGAACGGGUCGGCCAAAUUUGGACGCACAGACUACGUUGGCAUUGCCACCGAAGUGGACAGUAAAGAACCGGAUGAAGUCGAGGAAUAUGCUGAAGUCUUCUGGAAGAGAUACACCGAGAUUCAGGACUACCCCAAGUAUCUCCGGGUCGUUGAACAAGGCGAAGAAAAAUUGCGGAAGAUGAGCCAUCAGCGCAUGAUGCUCCGCAAGAAGAUGAAGAUGUAUCGGGUGCCUCUCCAGCAGCUUAAAAUCAACUAUACCGUGUCUACGACUAACAAGAAAGUAUAUACGGAAGAGGAAGAUCGGUUCUUGUUGGUGAUGCUGGACCGGUACGGAGUCGACGGUGAAGGACUUUACGAGAAAAUCCGGGAUGAGAUUCGCGAGUCGCCUCUCUUCCGGUUCGAUUGGUUCUUCCUUAGCCGGACUCCCGUGGAAAUUGGACGUCGGUGCACCACUCUACUGAACACCGUGGCCAAGGAGUUUGAGGCCGGUGAUGGAAAAGCAAACGGUGAGAGUGGGAAAGGCCGUGGACGUGACGACGAUGCCGAUAAUGACGAGGAUAGCGCGCCAGCCAAGAAGAAGAGCAAGAGUGGUGCGGUGAACAAACAGGUCAAGGCAGUCAAGGGUGGCACAAAAGCCAACUCUACAUCCACGUCGCGAGCAGCCAGUGUCUCGUCCAACACUGCACCCAAGUCUCGAAGCCGGAAGAAGUGA
This is a messenger RNA of Aspergillus tanneri, 3354 nucleotides long. RefSeq names its product putative SNF2 family helicase/ATPase. Gene Ontology annotation, molecular function: nucleosome binding; ATP hydrolysis activity; ATP binding. The record is from RefSeq and is a predicted model, not a curated record. Gene Ontology annotation, biological process: nucleosome organization; regulation of transcription by RNA polymerase II. Gene Ontology annotation, cellular component: chromatin; nucleus. NCBI's taxonomy places the organism in Eukaryota, Fungi, Ascomycota, Eurotiomycetes, Eurotiales, Aspergillaceae. The coding region runs from base 1 to 3354 and encodes 1117 amino acids. The transcript has 5 exons.